UCGAGGUAGGUGGGGAGUCGGAUCAGGGCCGACGAGACAGAUACAAGGACGACAGAUAUGAGAGGUCGGACCGAGCUGGAUACAGGGGUGGCAGAUAUGAGAGAGGAGAUCGAGACGGAGACCGAUGAGAUGAUACGCGCGACGAUUCGCGGGGGUGGUACGACCGAGGGGAUCGACGCGAUGAGUCACGCGGGCGAUACGACCAUGGAGACCGCCGAAAUGAUUCACGAGGACGAUAUGAGCGAGGAGGAUCUGGAGGAGACCGCCACAAUGAUUUGCGCGGCCGGAAUGAGAGAGGGGGAUAUGGCGCGCCAUCUGAUCCGAGAUAUGGCAACUACACCCAUAAGGGUGGCAGCUACCAAGUCGGUGAGAGGAUCUACAUCGAGGAAGACUGGCACGGAUUACGUGAUGGCGGAGAAGGACGGACAACGGAUCGAUGGAGAGGAGGUUAUUCUUUCACCGCGAAAACGGGGAGUGAAGAAGUUCUUGAUGAAGAGUUCGUUGGAUGAUAUUGACACAGUCGAGUCCCUGAGACGGGCCCUUCGACAGCCCAUGCAGUGCUCUAUUCUCGAAUAUCUAGUAGCAUCCAAUCCGGAUCGCGACGAGUUACAGAUGAUCACGCAGAAGACUCGCAUACCACUAUCAGAGGAGGCUCAGGUGGCCCCUAAGGCGGAUGCUCCUACUGUAACAAUAUCGGAGGUGACUGCAAGAGCAGAUCGCAUGGCGACAGUCCUUCGUGAUGGGAUGGAAGGUGUGCCUCCAGACAAGUUUUACAUACUCGGAAGUGGGACCGUGGAGGCGAUCCUAAACGACGGGGCGGUUCUAGAUGCUGUGAUCGAUAACGGCAGUGAGGCUGUCAUUAUAGACGAGGAUCUGGCAGAGCAAGUUGGACUGUGACUCGAUAGAUCAUACCUAUUCGAGA
Chara braunii is the source of this 922-nucleotide messenger RNA. The record is from the annotation of a GenBank genome assembly. NCBI's taxonomy places the organism in Eukaryota, Viridiplantae, Streptophyta, Charophyceae, Charales, Characeae.